This is a messenger RNA of Mercenaria mercenaria, 4073 nucleotides long. RefSeq names its product cartilage intermediate layer protein 1-like. The record is from RefSeq and is a predicted model, not a curated record. The transcript has 8 exons. Lineage: Eukaryota; Metazoa; Mollusca; Bivalvia; Venerida; Veneridae. Bases 113 to 3508 code for a protein of 1131 amino acids.
UCAGAACGAUUGGAUAAUAUCAGGGAGGUACAUCAUGUCAUUUUGGAUAUUUAUUCAUUUGAGAGACCUAUAUAGUUAGCUUACACUUGUAUCUCAGAUUAUUUUUAAAGACAUGGCGAAAGCGUUGUCUAACAAAAAGCCUAGGUACAUACAUACCUCGUUAACAUCAAACUUGGAAUUGCGUGACAGAGAAAAGUCUGUUCCUGAGUCAACAGAGACCGUCGAGUCAACUUUGAAUGACUAUGCUGUCGUAAGACAAUCUGCAUCACCGCACUGCACAAGAACAGAGAUCGCUUUAGUUAUUGUUAUAAUUAUUGCUUUAGGUAUUGUCACGUCACUUAUUGUCACUUUAACAACGAAGAAAGAUGACGGGGAUGGAGGAAAACAAACAACAGGUGAUGCCAUACAGGCAACGACAUCCCCGUUGCAGGAAACAACUGGCACCACAAUGGAGGGCAAUCUUUGGGCACCUUGGGAAGACUGGACACUAUGUACAGCCACCUGCGGUUCUGGCAUUCAUAAACGCUAUCGUAGCUGUACUGCAGAAAAAUCAUCAAAAUGCUCGGGAAAUUAUGUCGAGACAAAAAUUUGUACGGAGGCAACAUGUCCAGCAUAUGGCAAAUGGACGACAUGGACACCAUGGAGUAGUUGUGAUGUCUCUUGUGGCGGAGGAACUCAAACACGGGCUAGAACUUGUGCUAUAGUAGACCCCACCAAUCUCGACUGUGUUGGGAAACCUUCACAAAAUAAAACAUGUUCCAUCUGGGAAUGUCCAGAUUGUAGCAGAACAUGUGCAAUUGGAACUCUUAACACCGACUGUGAUACUUGCAUUUGUGAAGGAACGACCGUCACGGGAAGGGUUAGUGCAUUGACAACAGGCAAUCCCGUGAGCAAUGCAGCGUUUUAUGCUAGUACCGCGCCGCUCAAAGUAUUGACUCGAAGCAAUUCAACCGGUUUCUUCGCACUGAAUGCAACAUGUAUAGCCACAGAACUACUUGUUGUCAGGGAUGGUUUUAUUGAUGCUCUUGUGGAAGUAAAUAAUUUAUACAUGGAAAUUACCAUGAAUAGACGGGUUUUGCCGUACCUGACAGAAAUGCCACAGUCAAGAAGGCGAUUAGUUGGUGAGGAUGUGUCGUUUUGUUGUACAGCUGCUGCAAAUCCAACUAUCGAGUAUUAUGAAUGGCUUAAGGAAGGCAUUCUGUUGAAGGAAUCGCUACAGAAUACAAGCAAGCUUACUUUAACUAAUCUUAAAACUAAUGACAGUUCAAAAUAUCAAUGCAGAGCCAAUAGCCAGGCAGGCGCAAUUUUAUCUCCUACCGCUACACUCUCCGUGAAAGAGUUUUCUGGGGAUUUCUGUGCUGACGCUCUACAACAGAAGACAAUAGCUUUACCCGAUGACUGUGUUCAGGCUAGCACAAAUACAGCAACUUUCGAAGUCGGGGAAUGUAUAUCUAAAGGUUGCAGGGAAUAUACAACAGCCGAAUCUGGCACAUGUCAUGACGAAACGUGGUCAUGUUGUACAGUUGGGGAAGCAGUCUUGGAAACAAUUCAAUGUUCCGGAUACGAACUCGAUGUAAUUAUUGUAAGGGCCUGUAGCUGUGCUCCCUGCACGAGUAAUUCCCUGGAAAUUUCUCUGACGGCGCUUGGAUUAGAGGAUGGAUUACCAUUAAAAUAUGGAGACGUCUUGGUAAAUGGUAUUUUCAAAGGCUACACAAGUGGUUCUGGAAUGUUUAAUUUCGAAGUUACGAGAAAUUCAACGAAAAUAAGUAUUAAAUUGAUAGAUAAUUUUGUCAAGCAAUACCUUCCUGCAGUAAAGAUCGUUGAAAUCACAGAUGAUUUGAAUGGGAUACUCCAUUUUGACAUUUGGAUGAUUAAAGCCGCGCAACCUGUUGAAAUUGACUCCAGAGUAGAAAAUACUUUAAUAGCGGGUGGAACAGUUGAUAAUGCAACUGAACCAAUAAUUCAGAUAUCGAUUCCAGCUAAUGCAUUUUAUUACAUUAACGGUACCCCGUACGCUGGAACAGUAGAAGCCAGUCUUACUUUUCUUGAUCCAACUAAUAAUACAGUUUUGCAAAAUAUUCCUGGCGUGUUUCAGUUUGUUGAUGAGGAGGGACAGACAGGGCUCCUCGCAUCCCUCGGUGUUUUUAAUCUGUACUUUGAAGAUACGGUUGGAGAAGGUCUCGUCUUAGAUGAUGUUGCUGACAUGUAUAUACCAUCAGAACUUGACGAGCAAAUCAACGACCAGAGUAUUAAAUUAUGGAAACUUAAUUCAGAAGCAGGAGUUUGGGAGUAUGUGACGCCUGGUACAGGAAUGAGAAGACGAAAAAGACAAGUUAGUACUGGUUGGAUCGGCGAAAUAGAUUGGACGAACAUUGACAGACAGGACUGGUGGAAUUAUGAUGAUGUUAAAUCGUUAACCCAGGACCCUUGCUACUUCAAAGUACGUUUGUUCAUGGACCAAAAACUUUCGGAAAACAUCGCUAACCCCAUAGCAUCAGUUAAAGCUGAAUACCAUUAUAUUCGGAAUAAAAUUGUAACAAGUUUUAGGCACACUAUAUCUUAUCCAGAAAAUGAAUGCUUAUAUGCCAUUUGUGAAAACAAAAUUACUUAUUUGUCACUUUAUUAUUCCGCGGGAAAUGAGAACAGGGCAUUGUUUGCAGCGCUACCCAAAUUUGGGGAAAACAGUCUUUAUCAUGAAUUAAUGGAUGAAAACAAAGUUCUGAAAAUUCAAACGAUAUCCUCUUAUGAUGGACCUUUUUAUAAUGAUAAAAACAAAUGUGAAGCUUCAACUACUGCCGAUUCUCAUCUUAGAUACUUUUAUAGGGAAACUAGUGAAGGAUAUACUUUUAACUAUAUAUACGUGCAGGUGAAAGCAGAAACAGAUGAAGAACGGAACACACAGACUAAAAUCAGCCGAAAAACAUGGUUUCCAAAUCGACCGUCCAAAGGUUAUAAAGCUUGUUAUAUGAAAGUACGGUUUAUUUUUGAGGGAGAUAAGUCUCUAGCUCAGCAUGAAUACUUCAAAUUAGAGGCAGUAAGUUACGGCGGAACAAACACAAAUAUUAAGAAUGAAAUGCUUGGCACUCGAAUUUAUUAUAUUAAGACUUUUGAAAAAACGUCUUCGCUGUGUGUCGAGUAUAAAUGCAGUGGACCAUUAGUGGUAGUAUUUGCAGAUGAAGAGUCUGAUAACACAAAAGUUGAAUUAAAAUGGACGCAUUCUGGUAAUUGUUUAGAAUGUAAUGUUACAGAAGAAGCAGAUUUCGUUUCAAACGAUCCUACUGGCUUGAACAGAUCACAGCUUCAUAGUAAAAAUGGAAUAUACGAGCUCUAUGCACCCGUAGACAGUGUCCCUAAUAGUGGUCUAUAUUCUGGCGAAAGUUACAAUAAUGAUUUGGAACAAGCGAAAACAAAUUCGAAACUGGAGUGUCGAUCAGGGAAAUCAUACAAUUAUGAUGAGAACAACCCAGACCGUGGGGUGGCUGUUACAUUCUCUUGUAAAAACAAGUAAAUUAUAAAUACAAAUUCUUAUUCAGUUACGAUAUGCACUAUAUGCAUGUUCAUCAGUGUCGCUCAGUUACCUGACAAUAUUUGUCUUACAGAUAUGCGAAGUGUCUCUAUUAAAAGUAUUUGAUAUGUUGUUUUUUCUUUGAGAUUUAUGCCAAAUGUUUCACAUGCAUUAUAGAUUUAGAAUAUUAGCAGCUGCAGUUUUUUAAUUUUCGUUAAUAAUAUGACAAUUGUCAUACAUUGACAAAGCGUGCAUUACCCUGUUUUCGUUGUAUAUGUUACAGUUAUAUAUUACAUUAUGUCUUAUCAACUGAAAUACGCAUUAAACAUAUGGUUUUCUUCUCAUCGGAUCUUUUUAUGCUGUUUGUUAAGUAUCAAAAUUUGACAACCUAUGAGAUAAGAUCUCAUUUUGCAAACGACUUGAAAACGUAUGAUUUAGAAACUUGUCGUUCUUGACAAAAUAUUAUCAUGUCUGAAUAAAGAAGGUAUAUAAGACUUAAGACAAUUUUAGUUUGAAAUACUAUUCAGAUGUAAACAGAUACAAAUGUAGACAUGUAAUAAAUUGUCAC